AUGUCCACGCAAGACCAGCCCCUAGGAUCGGGUCAGAAAACCGAAAACAGCAUGUGCGAAAUCGGGAGUGUAGAUCAAAAAUCGAGUGCGAACUCUAGCGAUAUGACGACCCUCUACCACUUUCCCCAAGCUCUAGAACUCAGCGCUAGUCGAUUCCGAGAGCGGACGAGGGACACCACCGCGCCGCCGAACCCCGGAACACUAGGCCCCACGAAGACUCUGCAUGAGCAAGGGGACGACCAACCUGCGAUUACGCUUACAACGUACAACUCUGCCUCCUCUCCCUCUGAGCCACUCAACGCCGGAGGGUUGGCUAAUGAACCGGAUGCCACCAACAAAGACUCACCAGAGGGGAACAAGACCCAGGUUUCGAACCAGUGUAUUACGGAUAUCCGUACUUCUGCGGAGGAUGAGGGGCCGGAGUUAGUACGGCUACGAUGUGAGUUGGACGACUAUUGGAUGGGGUUGCAACUGGAGUUUGAGGAAAAGACGGGGAGGGUAUGGGUCCCGUUGCGGGGGUGGGGAAGGGAAGAGUGGGUCUGGGGUGGCGACGACGACGUCGAAGUGGAUGGAGAUGAGGAUGGGGUGUUUGAUUGGUUGGACGAAGGAGUGGAGGUUUGAUACGGUCGACUUGCACUUGCUGGGCACUCGUAAGAUUGUUUUGGGACCAUGUAUUUGCUUGGGAUGGCCUGGUUACCCGCGUGACCAUUCGGGAGUGUAGGCGGAUUCUCUAAAAAUAUUCUGGAACCUGCGUUUGCCUUGCGCACAAGUUAUUACGAGCAGUCUGAUUCGUG
Messenger RNA from Dothidotthia symphoricarpi CBS 119687, 794 nucleotides. RefSeq lists its product as uncharacterized. The transcript has a single exon. The record is from RefSeq and is a predicted model, not a curated record. The coding region runs from base 1 to 621 and encodes 206 amino acids. NCBI's taxonomy places the organism in Eukaryota, Fungi, Ascomycota, Dothideomycetes, Pleosporales, Dothidotthiaceae.